GACGGCGAGCAGAUAUCUAUUCUCCGGAAACCUGCAGGAGGUCUUCGGACCAGAAGAUUCUGAAGGAAUAUUUGACGUUUUCCUGAAUAAUGUUUGUCAAAGUCUCCGGGCUUCAGGUGAGGGUCGAGAUGACAAGGACACACGUGAGGGAAGAGAAUUCUGGCAGUGUGUCCUUGAAUGGAUCCCACAAGUGAGGAUGAAGACUGGAAAUAACCAGUGAUGAUGCUGUUCUACAUCAUCCAUUCAACAGUGUCCUUGGAGGCUUGAUUAGCUUUUCUUCUCAAAAAUGGGACAGCGGCACUCGCCGAGUGAUGGCCGGGCUUGCGGAAAGUCCAACAGCACCGCGUUUGACCCGUCGCCCAGACCCUAAGGGUCCGCGUGAGCAUGAACCUGCGCAGCGGCAAUGUGUCGGAGCUCAUCUCUCAAACCCUGGCGGUCGGCGGUCUCCGGUCGGAACCGGUCAACAGUAGUUACGCCGGAUGUUCCUACGUUGGGAAUGGAACCAAUGCGGAGGGUGGACUUUGGUUCUGCCAGGACACGGCGGAGACGGGCAAGAACUGGGCGGCGCUGUUGAUCCUGGUGGUCAUCGGUGUCACCGUGACGGGCAACAUCCUGGUCAUUCUGGCAGUGUCGCUGGAGAAGAAGCUCCAGAAUGCGACCAACUACUUCCUGAUGUCGCUGGCAGUGGCGGACAUGCUUUUGGGCAUAUUGGUCAUGCCGGUCUCCAUGGUGACAAUCCUCUAUGAUUACGGCUGGCCCCUGCCGUCUGAGCUGUGUCCCGUGUGGAUCUAUCUGGACGUGCUGUUCUCUACAGCGUCCAUCAUGCACCUGUGUGCCAUCUCGCUGGACCGCUACAUCGCCAUACGGAACCCUAUCCACCACAGCCGCUUCAACUCGCGCGCAAAGGCCCGAAUCAAGAUCGCAGCUGUGUGGACCAUCUCGGCCGGCAUCUCCAUGCCAAUCCCAGUGAUGGGUCUGCGCGACCAAUCCAAGGUGUUCAAGGACGGCAGUUGCCUACUGACGGAUGCCAGUUUUGUACUAGCUGGCAGCUUGGUGGCAUUCUUCGUGCCGCUCACCAUCAUGGUGGUCACCUAUUUCCUGACCAUCCGCGCCCUCCACAAAGAAGCCACCAUCUGCCUGGAUCAGCUGGUGCCACGUCCGAAGUGGGGCACCGGCUCCGCCUUGGUGCCGGGCUUCUUCCCGCAGGCCUCGCUGUCCUCCGAAAAGCUGGUACGACACGAAGCAGGGGGCGCUCCUUCGGCUCACUCCUUUGGGCGGCGCACCGCGCAAUCCGUUAGCAAUGAACAGAAGGCGUCAAAGGUGCUUGGAGUGGUCUUUUUCCUUUUUGUGGUCAUGUGGUGCCCCUUCUUCGUCACCAAUGUUCUGGUGGCAGCGUGCGACGCAUCGGCCUGUGACGCCACCCUCGCUGGGGGGCUGCUUAACAUCUUUGUGUGGGUGGGCUACCUGUCGUCCGCCGUCAAUCCGCUGGUCUACACGCUAUUCAACGAGACAUAUCGCGCCGCCUUUUUACGCUACCUGCGCUGCCGCUACGCGCCGCCCGCCAAGAAGCCGCUGCAACUCAUUCUAGUCAACACCAUCCCCCCCAUGGCGUACCCCUCGGUACAGGGCUUAGGCAAUGGAGCCCCGCGCCCCGAUUUCCCAUUCGCCGGACAGGAACGACAACCCCGAGUAAAAAAAACAGCACACGAGGACGAAAGCCGCGUGUGACCGAGAAGAUGACAGGCACCAACGGGACAGAUGACAGGCACCAACGACUGCUAUGCACACCUAACGCAACUCACCGUUGGAUUAGCAUUAGCACAUACAAAGCACUGCCCAACCCUAUAUAGCAUUAGCUAUUUAGCAAUUGAGAACAAUUUGGCUGUGAAUUUUUUUCAAACAUUUCAACAAGUCGUGCUAACAAGCUAACAGAGUCUAGGCUACCUUUUACCAACAAUUAUGCAUUUUUGGGAUAAAUGGUCAGAUUUAUUCUUACCCAUAUAUACCAGGGUCCGAUCGUGAAUAGCCAAAAUAUGCCAUGACAAUAAAGUAUGUUUUUUUCCUCAUAUUUCUAGACAUAAACCUUCGAAAUCCUGACAUUGAAAAAAACUGAACGCAAAAAAAAUAUGUGCUCACCAAACUCACCAAAUGUGUGUCCAAACUAUUCCACAUAGGGUCGCAAUGGGUGCUAAACUUCAUUCCAACAAAACAAGACACCUUUUCACCAAUCUAGCGUCUUACAAGUGUAAUCAGUUAAUUGCAGUCUGGUCCUGCUUGUUUUAGCAGAAACGUCAUUGGUUAAACUGUCUGUGCUCGAUUGGUAGCAACAAAAAUCAGGACCAACAGCAGCCCUUGAGGACUGGUUUGGAGACCCCUGGCUUAGAUUAACAUUGACCUUUUUGAUUCAGCCCAAUUUGACUUCUUUGAGAUUUUUCUGGCUACCAUUUCAAAGUACUCAUGCUAACAGUUGCUAUGCUAACAAAUAGCAACAAUUACAGAUUAUAAGAUGUCAGAAUUAAUCAUACCCAUUUGUACCAGGGUCUGCGAUUGCAGUUAGUUAAAGCUCAAUGUAGUUGUAGUUUUUUUAAACUCACAAAAUCUUGAAUAAUCAAAUAAAUGAUUAAAAGCAACAAAAAAAAUGAAUACUGAAAAAAGUUUCUGUAAGUAAAUCUGCACAUCCCGCUUCACAGAUUUGCAGGGUUUAACUGUAUUAUGCGAAAAUGCAAAUUAUUGCAUGAAUGUGAAUUGUGGCAAAUGUGUCAAGAUGUGUUGAAAAUGUAUACACUGUCAAAAAUGAAAAGUUGGAGCUGAUGUAUCAUGUGAUGACGAUGGCGAAGAUCUUUGUGCGUGAAAGUCUAUUUUGUAUCCUGUCAUUUAAAUAAAAGCAAAAGUUUGUUUUUUUACAGGCUAAAAUAGUCAAA
Corythoichthys intestinalis (scribbled pipefish) is the source of this 2921-nucleotide messenger RNA. It is a transcript of the gene htr2aa, whose product is annotated as 5-hydroxytryptamine (serotonin) receptor 2A, genome duplicate a. The transcript has 4 exons. NCBI's taxonomy places the organism in Eukaryota, Metazoa, Chordata, Actinopteri, Syngnathiformes, Syngnathidae. Gene Ontology annotation, biological process: response to xenobiotic stimulus; G protein-coupled receptor signaling pathway, coupled to cyclic nucleotide second messenger; chemical synaptic transmission. Gene Ontology annotation, molecular function: G protein-coupled serotonin receptor activity; neurotransmitter receptor activity. Gene Ontology annotation, cellular component: plasma membrane; dendrite. Bases 385 to 1728 code for a protein of 447 amino acids. The record is from RefSeq and is a predicted model, not a curated record.